Molecule: messenger RNA, 3241 nt
Organism: Anolis sagrei ordinatus
Lineage: Eukaryota; Metazoa; Chordata; Lepidosauria; Squamata; Anolidae
Product: dual specificity protein phosphatase 22-A-like
Biological process (GO): signal transduction; protein dephosphorylation
Cellular component (GO): cytosol
Molecular function (GO): protein tyrosine/serine/threonine phosphatase activity; protein tyrosine phosphatase activity
Source: RefSeq, a predicted model, not a curated record
UCCCUUCCUUCCCGAAUUAGGCUUUUCAAAAGUCACAUCUCUGCAUUGCAUCAGUGCAUUGGACACUUCACUUGGCAAUAACAGCUGCAGCACCGUGACUCAUGGAGCUGAGAUGGGUGGAAAAAGCCAGGUUGGGAGGGGGAAGGAGGAAGGAAGGGAUGGGAUGCCUUACAUAGGAACCGGUAACCCAUGAUCACAUGUCGCCACAGAUCUGGAAGGGAUCCCCCAGUCUCCCCAUUCACAUCUCUCUGCGUCCUGCUGCGACCUUGCAUCUUAAUGAUUGCUUGCUGUGUCUCUUAGGCUCCGGAGAUUCAGCAGAACUGUUCCCUGAUGAACAAGGAGGGAAAACCAGUGCGAACGGCUGUGGUUUUGCACAUGUCCAAGUGUGUCUGAACAGGACUUCUGAGAACUAUAAAACUGCCAUGGGGACUGGGAUGAGUAAGGUUGUUGGGGGGCUGUACCUUGGAAACAUCAGAGAUUCUGAAGACAGAGAGAACCUGGUGAAACAUGGCAUCACACACAUCUUGUCGGUGCAUAACAACGCCAAACCUGUGUUAGAAGACAUGACUUACCUUUGUAUAUCAGCCUCGGACUCCUCCAAUCAAAACCUGAUACAGCAUUUUAAGGAGAGCAUCAGGUUCAUUCAUGAAUGCCGACUGCAUGGUGGAGGAUGCCUCAUUCACUGCUUGGCCGGAGUCUCCCGCAGCACCACUCUUUUGGUGGCCUACCUCAUGACCGUGACUGACUUCGGCUGGGAAGAGUGCCUGGCUGCCACCAAAGCCGUCCGUUCCUACGUCAGCCCCAACUUCGGCUUCCAGGAGCAGUUGCAGGAAUACGAAUCGACUUUGCUAAAGGAGUACCGGGCUUGGAUCCAGCAAGAAUAUGGCAAGAACCCACUGAAUGAUCAAGAGGAGGUCCAACACUUACUGACCCUGCAAGAAGAGAAGGCCAAAGAGCAGCAAAGUGGACUGAGAGAAGGCAACUGGGUCAAUCAUCCAGACCCCAUGAGUCCUCCACUUCAUGCGCCUUAUGCCAGCAGCAGCCGUCGAUGGAUGAACAGAUAACAAAAGCUCCACUUGCAGCCUCCCCACGAUGGUAGCCCAGCGUUCUGGACUACAAGGCCUAUCGUACUGGAAUGUGUAGUCCAGAACCUCUGCAGGUUUGGGAAAGCUGCCUUAAAGAACCGAAAGCAAUUUGGUUUUCUGUGUUACUUUGCCCUGCAACACAGAGCCAGUUGAUUAGGUUCAUCUUACAGAUGCUGCUAGAGUUUGCAUUGAGAGAUGGUUUUGAGCCUAAUCCAGUUGUGUUUUCUUACUGGUUAAGGUACAACCAAAUUGGGUUUCUCCAAGUUGAAGCAGAAGAGCACAUAAGCCCUGAAUGCCAGUUGGAUGCAUCCAAACUUUUGUGUGCAUCUAAACUCUAGAAAGAAUGCAACGUGACACCAAAAUAUCAGGAAAGCCAUCCACUCCCAAACCCAACUUUCAUUUCCUGAACGAAGCCUUCGAAAUGUAACAAUGCCAACAUAUAAGAAGUCAGGAAACAGUAGAUAGCAUGAUCAUGCUUGUAGAUGGGCAUUUGCAGGUAACAUGGGAAGUUUUUAUCCUUUAAGACAUUUUUGGACUUGUGAAUCUGUCACAUGGAAGAAAAGUGUCUGGCUGUUCUAUACUUCCGUUAGUUCCAAUGAACAUUUGUGUACACCACCAUGUGUCCAAAUGAUUUCUUCCGCAGAACAAUGUAGUAUUUGGAGACCAAAAUCAAGCAGACAAAAGCUUACUUACUUACUUAGGCAAUCCUUUGUAGCCAAGGAUGAUGGUCCUCCAAGUGUAGUGGCUUGGUGGUGGUCCAUAGGUGGCUGUGGAGCGCUAUUCUUGAUCUGCAUGUUCUCCCACAGUGAUGACAUCAGUUUCCAGGUGGAAGACAGUCCCUAGUUAGGGUUGACUUGACGCACCUUCCUCUUGGCACAUUUCUCCCUUUCACCUUCCAUUCACGCCUCUUUGAAUUCUGCAGCACUGCUGGUCACAGCUGACCUCCAGCUAGAGCUCUCAAGGGCCAGGGCUUCCCAGUUCUCAGUGUGUAUGCCACAGUUUUUCAGGUUGGCUUUAAGCCCAUCUUUAAAUCUCUUUUCCUGUUCGCCAACAUUCUGUUUUCCGUUCUUGGCUUGGGAGUAUAGAAACUCCUUUGGGAGAUGGUGAUCGGUCAUUCAGACAAUGUAGCCAGUCAAGUGGAGUUGAUGGCGCAGGAGUAUCGCUUCAAUGGUGAUGGUCUUUGCUUCUUCCAGCGCACUAUCUUCCCAAGAGAUCUGCAGGAUUUUUUGGAGGCAAUGCUGAUGGGAUUGUUCCAGGAAUUGAGUGUGACGUCUGUAGACAGUCCACGUUUUGCAGGCGUAUAGCAGGGUUGGGGUGACAAUGGCUUUAUAAACAGGCCCCUACGGAUGUCCCGAUCCUCAAACACUCUCUGCUUCAUUUGGGAAAAUGCUGCACUUGCAGAGCUCAGGUGGUGUUGUAUUUCAGUGUCAAUGUUGAUUUUUGUGGGAAGGUGGCUGCCGAGGUAGCGGAAAUGGUCAACAUUUUCUAGUGUUACACCACUGUUACACUGUAUUUCUGGCAUUGCAGAGAGAUUGGCUGGUGACUGCUGGAAGAGCACUUUGGUUUUCUCAGUGUUCUGCAAAGGUGUUUAAAGUCGCUUGUAGGUGCACAGAUUACGUUAUCAUCAGCAUAUUGGAGUUUUAUAGCAGAUGUUGUUGUGACAGUUUUGGCUUUCAGUCUGCUGAGGUUAAAUAGCUUGCCAUCUGUCCGAUAGAUGUUUUCUAUAGAUGAUGGUAGAUAGAAAAGCAUGCUUAACCUAACACUCUGUGGGAUUUUUUAUCCCGGUUUGACAGUGGUGGUGGUAGGAGAGUUAUUUCUAAGGAAAGCAUCAAUUUGGCGUGUUUCAGGAAAAGGCAAAAGAAGGAAAAGUCACAGGGAACCCAAAGGUUUCAAGCAAAACUCUCCAUGUUCUGUACCUGAUGUCCCAAUGGCAUUGGUGGAUGAGAAUGAAAGAGAUUUUAAGAUGUGUCAUUUAUAAAGGCAUUUUCUUCCAGUGUUUUGUGAUGGAAAUAUAAUACUCAUAUUUGCAAUGGACAUGGUCUCAAGGUAAUUUUUUGAAGGCAUAAUGGGAAGACUGCAAAUAGACAAUGUUGGGUUCUAUCAUGUGGGAAAAGUGGAAAAUCAAUGCAAUAAAAGCAUUUCUUUAAACAUCAGAA